AACGCACAUAUCAAACAGUAAUGUGAUAGCCACUGUGGUAAAGCAGGUUUUGGGACCUUAUCCAUUCUAAUUUAAACGAAUGUCAGGUCUCCCACGUGGAAUGUUCUCACACGAGCCAACCGUCGUCAUGUCGACAAUCCUUCUGUUUAUCUGCUCCUAAAAAAGCCCUAGCUACCCGACUGUCCGCGAUAUUACCGUUGGGCCAGUGUUGGCAGUCUUUGAAUUCAAGAGGACCACAUAGAGUGAUUGACUCAGGCAAAUUGGGGAGUUGCUUUUCAAUUUGACAACGUGCCUAAACUGAUCAGUAUACGUGUAUAUUCAACGUGACAGAAGCUGAAACUGACCCUCGCUUUGGGUCGGGUCGACAUAUUGAGAGUGAUCUAUCCCGAAGUAAUGAAGUAUUUUCAGCUUUGUAAGGUCAGCGUAUAAACAUACGAUGGAGAGGCAAUCCUUGGUCGAACAUCAUAUGAGAGAACUGACGACUCAUGAUCAGCAACUACCAGGCGGAACAGGGGAACAGAUCACCAUAAAUGCAACAAACUGUUCGUUCAUACAACAACCAAAUUUGAAGUCUGAGCCAAGAUAUGACAGUCGCUACAAGAACCUACGAGAAUCCACUAAACUGCGACUACGGUCGUUUGACAACCGUCGGUUUGUGGAGACACGAGCUUGCCGUGAAGCAAAGCGGCGCCUGGCAUGCCACGGGAUGCUGGUUAUUGUUGGACAGCGAGGCAGUGGCAAGACAGCUCUGGGUCUGCACAUCCUAAAAUCAGUAACAUCGGGAUCAAAACCUGUUAUCCUGACCAGUCCAGAAGAUUGGGGGACCUUACCUCUGCAUCUACCAAAGAGGCAACACCCUAAAAGGAAAGUUACUGUUUUAGUGGACAACAUGUUUGGUGUCGACAGCAUUGAACCCUAUUUAAAGGCAUCAUGGCUGCAGAAAUUUAACAGCAUUUGGCCCCAUGUUGAAUUUGGAAGUGUGAACCUGGUUCUUUUGUUUUGUACAGAUAUUUUCAACACUUGCAAAGAACAACUGUCAGAAUAUGCAAUAUUCCAAACCUCACACGUUUUGUCGUUUUCAGAUCCGAACUAUCAAAUAACCCGUAAGGAAAAAAUACAAAUGGUUCAGAAUGUAUCUAAAAAAAAUCUCACAACAGUAGAAAAAUCGAUUGUUUCAAAACUUAGCAUAACAUGUUUUCCGAAGGUCUGUGAAUUCUAUGCAAGUAGCAGGGAAGCACAAGAGAGAGGCAUGCAGUAUUUCCAAAACCCCGUUGAAUGCUUAGUUAAGCGAUGCAAGAUACUGAGAGAACAAAAUGAUGUUCAAUACAUUGUCUUGGUUCUCCUUGCCGUGAUGCAGGGGCGGCUACCAAAGAGUUUUUUCUAUCCAGACAGACAGUCUAGUGAAAUCAAUGACACUGUUCUUGUUCUGAAAAACAUCAGAAGAUUUGUACCGUUUGAUAAAAGUCCAUGUUGUCUUGAAGGUGUAGCCAACAGCAUGGUUGGGGAGUAUUUGUCAUACUCAAAAUCAGACGGAACAUACCGAUUUCGUCACCCUCUAUGGUAUGAUUCUGUACUCCUGAGUUUUUCUAGUUUUCAUAUUAAAGACAUAAUUGACAUAUGUCCCACUAGAUUUCUGGUUCAAUACACAAGAGUCUCUUCGUGUAGUGCAUCAGAAGGAAGUCUUGUGUUUCAAGUUCAAAUAAACAGCUGCCAUUUCCUAGCACAGAGAAUAGCUUUUGAACUCACAGACGGGGACUUCUUUUCAGUGUUAAGUCAUCCAGCUUUGAAAGACAAACAAUUUAAUAUUCAUCUCACAAAAGACGUCUUGAAAUGCGAGGGCUGUACACGUAUCUGCCACAGAAGAAUUGGUCUCUUUCAUAUUUACAAGGAUGUUCCCUUUUCCUAUUCCAAUAGCAAAGCGUCAAUCUUAUCAAUCUUAUUUUCAAAACAGUAUAGAAGAUGGAUGGCCACCUACAAAAGUCUUAUUUGUUUGAUAAUCAUGCAGAAUUUUAAGACACUAGCAAAGGAAAUACUGGUUCAAGCGAGGUUGACACAUGAUAUCAGACUCUUACAUUGUGCAUGUUUUAUGGGGAACAGAGAUAUUGUCAGAGCGAUAUUACCUGAAACAAAUAUAGGUAAAAUUGAUUUCUCACGUACCAUCCUUCCCCUGUGCAUUGUAUCAGACAAAGAGGACAGAUUGUUGAUGAGAGGCCUUCUUCAGAGAUUCGUACAAACAGAAAGGUUCUAUAGUUAUUACCUUGGGGAUCUGGUGAGUUUGGCAAUAGCUGUUCUCAAGGUGAAAUAUGUAAGUGAGUUAAUCAAAUAUAUGAAGGAGAGCACAUGUUAUUACCAAAUGAUGAUGGACAGGUUUCUCCACCAGUUGCUGGCCCAGUUUUACAACUGUGAAGGUAAUUAUGGCAACAGACCAGGGAUUUUAACACAGAUGUUGGAACUUCUUCUGAAGAAGGGCGCUCAGGGUGACUGCAGCAAGAUGAUGUUCUUGGCAUCACAACACAAAUCACCGGAUGCUCUUAAAAUACUAUUAAGACACUGCUCAAUGGUUGAAUACAAAUUAAAAGUCCCUGGUGCUCAACAGGUUAUUUCACAACAGAAUUUUGGCAUAGAAGGCAGAACGCUACUUUUGGAAGCCUCAAAACGCAGUAUAGAGUCAGUUCAGUUGCUUCUUGAUUGUGGUGCUGACGUUAAUGCAGUUGAUACGAACAGAUAUACAAUUCUGCAUUCACACAUCAUUUAUUCCAACCUUGCCGUACUGAAUGUGAUUUUAUCACGAAUGACAUGUCCACUUCCAGAAUAUCGGGACAGCUCUUCAGAGACACCUUUGCACAUAGCCAGUGCAAAUGGUGACAUGGAAUGUUUUACUUUGCUUCUGAAACAAUACCCUCAUGUGAAUGUACGCACUACCAAGGGUUCAACAGCUCUCCAUUUGGCCAUAUUAUCAGAAAUUGGCAAAGCUGAAAAGGUACAGACCCUCAUCCAAGCUGGAACUGAUAUCACAAUAACUGAUAACGAUGGGAACUCUCCGCUCCACCUUGCUGCAGUUGGUAACAAUAUUCAGAUUGUUAAAAAACUUAUUGACACUGGGGCAAAUGUGAAUCAGGGAAACAAUGACGGAAACACACCUUUGCACCUAGCACUGUCAACACGAUCCACAAAAGCAUGUGUCAAAAUCCUUCUCAAAAUGGGUGCUAAUGUUUUGUUGGCAAAUAAAAAUGGUAUUACACCUGUCUAUGAAGCAGCUGUGACUACACCUGCAGACACUCUUGCAAUGUUAUUGAAAUAUUGUCUGAAGAAUUCAACAGGUAUGUGCAACUUAAUUCUACACCCUCUGACAAGUACCAACAAUUUUGAAAAAGUGAAACUCCUCAUCGAUCAUGGUUUUUGUCCAACACCAGAAUGUGCCCAACAGUGUCUUGUAAAACUUGCAACAGGUAAAUACCCAGAAGAUAUUUCCACUGACUACAUAUUUGAACGCCAGUAUGAUCUUACUUCAUUCACUUCAAUCAUUUCAAUAAUUUCAAUGGACCAUUUCAUGGGAUCUGAGAUUGACGUGAAAGAUACUUGCAGAGUCAUUGCAUUGCUAUGUGACCAUGGAGCUGAUGUCAAUCAAAUCAUUACUGAUAACAGAGCAAUCACACAGCAAAGACUAGACAAAACCAAACCCACAAUACCUAAAACGUACGAACAUGACAAUGAAAACAAAACAUCAGUGAAAUUAUCACCCAAUGCUGGAAUGACAGUUACUCAGCAAAAAAACAGUUAUCCUGCCAAAACAUUCUCAGAUGAAAAUGCUCAUUCAGAGAGAAACACGAUUGACGAGAGAGCAACUGAAAACAUACAAACCUUUGCAACAAAUGAAACAUAUCCUGUUACCACUGAAGACACCCAAAGGCUAAUCGGUCCAUGCUCUUUUGAAGACGAUGUAUAUGCCAACUGCAUAAUGAAUUCUGAAGAAGGUUUCCUUGACGCUGGUGUUGAUACCAGUAGCAUUAACAUAGCAUCUAGCACAACUGACAAAGCUCCAAUAAAAAGCACGGAAACUGAAAAAGCAGGAUUAAUAGAAGAGAUUAUUUCUGAAGAAGGUGCAAAUCCCAGGAAUGACAAUUAUUCUGAUGCAUUCGAAAAUAUGGUAGGAUACACGCCGCUCCAUAUUGCAAUUAUUAACAGUAACUGGAAAAUGGUGGUGUGUUUACUCAAGAAAGGAGCUGACGUUAGAAUACAACCCUCUCGAAAGGAAAUCAUUCCAAAUUAUAUCUGGGAUCGAUACAUACCAUUUGAGGUAUUCAAAUUACUUAUUGAACAUGGAUGGAACCUAACAUUAGUGGGAGACUCAAUACAAAUGUUUACAAAUAUUGCAUUUAAACACUUAUGGAAAACUAUGGCUUUGAUUUUAGAAAAGGGAUUUGUAAAUGUAAAUUCAAAAGAUCAGUGUGGUUCCAUUGCACUUCAUCGAUCAUGUCGUUCAUUGAAGUGUUUGAUGGUGCUGUUAGAACACGAUGUCAAGGUCAAUAUGCAAAAUAGGGAAGGACAAACAGCAAUGCACAUAUUGGCUGCCGAAAAUCAAAGUCAAGGUAAACUUGAUCUGUUGCUGAGGAACGGAGCCGAUCCGAACAUAAAAGACAUGAUGGGUGACACCCCACUCUUGAUUGCUUGCAGGAGAAGCAAGGGAAGCAGGAGUAAAAAACAUAUCGAAGAGAAAUUGUCGGAAGUUAAAGGGCUUAAAAAGAAAGACAUGAGGGCACAUUAUAACUGGAAGAUGUUAACCAGUCGAAUGUACCUUAAUGGUAGAGUGAAGGUGCUUCUGAAACAUGGCGCUGAUGGCAAUAUUAGGAACCGUGAUGGGUUUGCUGCUCUCCAUGUUGCUGUAGAACGAUCCAACUAUGAACUGUUGUGUGUUCUGUUAAACGAUGGAUGUGACGCUAAUGUUACAGAUGCUAAUAGAAACACUCCUUUGAACCUGUUACUGAAACUUGUGGGACAAUGUCAACUUGGGAAAGACCCAAAUAACAUACCAAAACGCAGACGAUAUAUACAGGUUUGGAAGUUUGUGAAGGAACUGUUAGAUAGGAAUGCUGAUGCUGAUAUCCAGAACCUCGAAGAGGAUGCCCCACUUCACCAUGCAGCUUCCAUGAACUGUCAGCGCUCACUGGAGUUGCUUUUAGAAGCUGGUGUCGAUGUGGAUGUAGAGGAUGCACAUGGAAAGACACCUCUACACAGAUGUGCACAAUCUGGUCAUGCUAGGAUCGCUAGGAUUCUGUUGGUAAACGGUAGUGACGUUAAUGCCAUUGAUGAUAAAGGCGACACACCUCUCCAUAUUGCUGUGAGAAGAAAGCAAUACAACCUUGUGAAACUGCUUGUGCAGGAGGGUGCUGAUCUGUCUAAAAAGAACACUGAUGGUCUCACUGCCUAUGAUACAUGUGUGGAGCUGGAACAUUUAUGCAAUACAGCCUGGUGGAUUCAUAAGGGACAAAAACUCUUACAUGUUCUAAAUGCAGUACCAUAACGUGGCAACUAUGGCUUUGAAUUUGCAGGCCCAACACAUGACACAAAAUAAUGUUUAUUUUUUAUUGUAUGAUAUGCCAAUCAAGGCAAACACUAUUUUCAAACUUGGGUGUGGGUGUGGGUGUGGGUGUGGGUGUGGGUGUGGUUAUGGGUGUGGUAAGAAUUUGCCUAUUAGUACUAUUCCAGCAAUAUUAUGUCAGGGAAAACUUGAAAUGGGUUUCACACAUUGUAUGCAUUGUGGGGAAUCAAACCUUAGCAUUCAUUGACAAGCAAACGUUUUAAAUACUGGGCCAGCCAAUGGCUCCAUUUCCUGACCAACGUAACAACCAUAAAAUGUUUGCUUUAUAUACAACUGGAGAAAAGCUAAGCACCUCCAGUUAUUUUGGCCAUGAUGUUUGAGAACUUGUGCACUGAUCCCAAAUCUAUGGCAUUGAAACCUGAACAUGUGUGAUUUUGUAAAACAGUUAUUCGUUGUCGAUAUAAAAUGGACAACAGUCAUGACAUAUAGAAAGUAACAUGUCUAAUAUUAGUGUUGAUUGUAUUGUGUUUUUUAAUUGUAUACUAGUGACUUAUGUAUGGAGCUGUGGCAUGGCCCAGGCAAGUGUGAAUAGUAAAUUGUUGCUAGAAAUAACGGUUAUUGUCCUAACACUCUUUCCAAUAAAUUAAAAAAGAAAUACAGGAAAAUCCAAGUGAUUUGAACAAAAUGUAAUGUAAUCAUAAGCAGAGACGUGUAUGCAAAAGCGUAGCUUCCUCGGUCUGAAAUUUACGAUCAGGCUAUAGAUCCCCAGCAACCCAAGUCAUACCAUCAUACUUGGGACUGCGGCAACUUCGCUGAGUACCCCUGCUACCUGCAUGGUAACCCAGCUGGGCUCACAUCAUCCCCCUACCUAGUGGCGAAAGUUAGUGAAGCCAACAAUAGAAAUCAACCAGUAUACUAUAAAUAAAACUCUGGUAGGAAUAAAACUACUUUGAAUGAAAUGGUCUUAAUAUCGUAAUAGAUAAGAUGUAUUGUUGUUGUUUUUUAAAUAUGCAUUUAAGAUUGCCAUUGUUUGACUUGUAUUGUUCCACUUUCAAUGCAUAUCCUGUUGAGCGGCUAUUACCACAUAAAGUUUAUGGGUGUGGUGAAAAAAUAGGAAUAUUUCCGUUGAAUCUAGGAAUGACCUUUAGCGUCAUGACUAUUCAUCGGUUUGAUGUCAGAUAUUAUAUAACCAUAUACACUGUGUACCUAUAUAAUCUUUAUUUUACCUUAUUUUACAUGUAUGACAUAUGAACUUUAUUUGUUUUGAUAAAUUACAUUGUUUUC
Haliotis rufescens (red abalone) is the source of this 6823-nucleotide messenger RNA. RefSeq lists its product as uncharacterized. Lineage: Eukaryota; Metazoa; Mollusca; Gastropoda; Lepetellida; Haliotidae. The transcript has 5 exons. The record is from RefSeq and is a predicted model, not a curated record. The coding region runs from base 437 to 5521 and encodes 1694 amino acids. Gene Ontology annotation, molecular function: protein binding.